ACCGCCAUCUUUUCCAACCGUGCCGAUACGGUAAUUAUUUUGCGGUGGUAGAAUAUUUCACUUAAAAAAAAAUUCAUUAAAAAUGGCAGAUAAUUCAAGGAACAGAUCUCGGAGUCGCAGCAAUGAAAAUCGAAGAGGUGGUAAUGGUAAUGCCAUCAAUGGCAAUAGAAAGUUUGACGGAGGGGAGCGUACCGAAUUACGGAUUAUAAUCCGUGCAAAAGAUGCCGGAGCUGUUAUUGGCAAAGGUGGAGAAAAUGUGAAGCGCUUAAGACAAGAGUAUAAAGCCAGCAUUACUGUUACUGACAGCAGAACUCCUGAACGAUUGAUUAUAAUAAAUGCUGAUGAAGAGGGCUUGAUAGGAAUCGUUACAGAUGUUGGAAAGGCUCUGUUUGAGAAUGCAAAAGAGCGAUCGCGGAAUGAUUUAGAUGACCUUGUGCUCAAGUUUCUCAUACACAACAGCCAGGCUGGUUGUGUGAUUGGCAAAGCAGCUUCUAAACUGAAGGAGUUGAAGCAGGAACUGAAAGUAGACCUUAAGGUGUUCCCUGAUUGUUGUCCAAGAUCGUCAGAGAGAUUGAUCAGAGUCACAGGGAAGCCAGAUCUCAUAGCAAAGGCCAUGGUUCACAUAUUGUUCAUGUUGAAGAAUUGGCCUCCCAAAGGACUAAUUGACUACUAUGACCCAUCCAACUGCGACGAAUCCAUGAUUGGUGAGUAUGGUGGCUAUGGCAUGGAUGAUGAUGAUGAUGAUGACAGACAGAGAGGUGGCAGAAGGUUCCAGAGGGACAGGAAUGGUGGAGGCAGAAGAGAUAGUUACAGUGACAGAGGAAGAGACAGAGAUAUAGAUGGCAGAAGAGGAGGAGGAGGAUAUGGAGGCAGAGAGAGAGGAAGGGAUAGGGACAGAGACUUCAAUCCUAGAGACAAUUACAAUGGUGUAACUCAGCUAUUGAACAGUGUGAGGACAACGCAGCAAGUCAGCAUCCCUGCCGAGCUUGCCGGAGUGAUAAUAGGCAAGUCAGGGUCGAACAUAAGGAGGAUAAGAAAUGAGACAGGGGCAGAGGUCGAUCUCGAUGACGCUGGUGGUGGUCAGAACGAUCGUGUCAUCACCAUUCAAGGUACACCAGAGCAGAUAGCCGGUGCCCAGUAUCUUCUGCAGAUGAGCGUGAAACAACAUCUUGCCAAGAAUUCGUGAAGGAAGAAAGAAAAAAGGAAGGAUUGGUUGUCGUUUGUUGUAGGUAGAAAGAUAAUAUAUGGUGCCAUGUGCUAACAUGUCACUGUUCGUUCGUUUGAUUGACAUGUUUAUCAUUAACCUCCACGGCCUCCUAUUCUCCCGCCACAUUCUAUUUAUAUAUCUCUUGUCAUUAUCGUCAUCAUUGUCGUCAUCGUCAUCUUCACUGUAUCAUUUUGUUUUUAUUAUUAUUGAUAUUAUUAUUAUUAUUCCUUGCCCCAUUUUAUAUUUAAAAUAAGAGUCUGACGGCUUUUUUAUGACUGAUAUAUGAUGUAUAUUGUAAAUCUUUGUUGACUGAUUACAUCUUUCAUGGCCAUUUGGUUUAGGAACCAUUGUAUAUCUGUGUUGUUUUUUUUUAUAUAAAGAAGUAUGUUUGGUAUCAAAACUGACCGAGUUGCUUGAAUGACGCAUGGUUGUUGUUUUUAAUCUUUUCAAAUAUUCGUAUUUUAAUGUAAUCAAACUGCGUCAAAGAGUGAAUAAUAUGUUUUUAAUGUUUCUUCAGAGAAAAAUAACAUAAAAUUUUGUUUCGAUUAA
Helobdella robusta is the source of this 1756-nucleotide messenger RNA. RefSeq lists its product as hypothetical. The record is from RefSeq and is a predicted model, not a curated record. Bases 83 to 1186 code for a protein of 367 amino acids. Gene Ontology annotation, molecular function: mRNA binding. Gene Ontology annotation, cellular component: cytoplasm; nucleus. The transcript is spliced from 11 exons. Lineage: Eukaryota; Metazoa; Annelida; Clitellata; Rhynchobdellida; Glossiphoniidae. Gene Ontology annotation, biological process: regulation of transcription by RNA polymerase II; regulation of mRNA splicing, via spliceosome.